AAAUUUAAAUAUUACAAAUAUCAACAAAUAAAAGGUCUACCAGACCCUAUUUCCGUACGCCUCUACUAUCUCUCGCCCGAUCGCACUGCAGGCCGUCCCCAACUCCGUCCGUUCUGCCGCCGGCCGGCUAGUCGCGUAGCACCGCCAGCAGUCCGCCGGAGGGACUGAAUUUCAGUUAAAUUUGAUCUGGUGCCGUUUGAGGGUGGGCGUUUUUGACAUCAUGGUUAAUGCCAUUAAAGGGCUAUUCAUCUCCUGUGACGUACCUAUGGCACAAUUUAUCAUCAAUUACAAUGCUUCCUUGCCUACAUCCCAUAGAUUUAUCAUCCAUAUACUGGAUAAUACUCACAUGUUUGUGCAACCCCAUGUAGCUGACAUGAUUCGAAACGCCAUCUCGGAAUUUCGAGAUCAGAUUUCUUAUGAGAAACCUACUUGAACCAUGUUGGUAAUCAAAGGUUCACUAUAUAAUUGUAUUUUUAGAGUUUUUGUAGUUAUUGAUUUUGCUUCUAAAACUUAUUUUGCAUCCAGUCAGUUUUACUUUGUAUUGUCACCCUUCACUGUGCAAUGUAUCUCAUCUGACUUGAAUAUCUAGAAUGGUGAAUAUUGUUGAGUUGCAA
Molecule: messenger RNA, 614 nt
Organism: Benincasa hispida (wax gourd)
Lineage: Eukaryota; Viridiplantae; Streptophyta; Magnoliopsida; Cucurbitales; Cucurbitaceae
Product: Nucleotide excision repair, TFIIH, subunit TTDA
Biological process (GO): nucleotide-excision repair, preincision complex assembly; transcription by RNA polymerase II; transcription initiation at RNA polymerase II promoter
Cellular component (GO): transcription factor TFIIH core complex; transcription factor TFIIH holo complex
Source: RefSeq, a predicted model, not a curated record